Messenger RNA from Cottoperca gobio, 767 nucleotides. RefSeq names its product NADH:ubiquinone oxidoreductase subunit AB1b (gene ndufab1b). The record is from RefSeq and is a predicted model, not a curated record. The transcript has 5 exons. Lineage: Eukaryota; Metazoa; Chordata; Actinopteri; Perciformes; Bovichtidae. Gene Ontology annotation, molecular function: acyl carrier activity; acyl binding. Gene Ontology annotation, cellular component: mitochondrion; respiratory chain complex I. Bases 42 to 503 code for a protein of 153 amino acids. Gene Ontology annotation, biological process: fatty acid biosynthetic process.
UCGCUUUGCACGCUGGGAGUCUCCAGUCACUUUUCUCAGUCAUGGCGGCCCGUGUCCUGCAGCAGUGUGUCCGCACGCUCGCCCGGCCCUCGCUGAGGCUUGCCUCUGGUAACCUGGCCGCUGUCGCCCCGGCAUCAGCUAUACACCGACCUCUCUCUUUCGCCGCAGACAGUCGGAGGACGCGGUGGCUUGUACAGAGCCGGAUCCCCUCAGUGGGCGUUUUGUGCAGACAGUAUGGGGACCUGCCCCCCCUCACUCUAGAAACCAUCAAAGACCGUGUCAUGUACGUCCUCAAGCUCUACGACAAGAUCAACCCUGAGAAGCUGCAGACAUCCUCCCACUUCAUGAAAGACCUGGGUCUGGACAGUUUGGACCAAGUGGAGAUUAUCAUGGCCAUGGAGGAUGAGUUCGGAUUUGAGAUCCCUGACGCAGAAGCAGAGAAGUUGAUGAGUCCUGAGGAGAUUGUACAAUACAUCGCAGACAAGAAGGACGUUUAUGAAUAAUCUGUUCUGUAGUUCACUGCAGAGGAAGUACACUUCCCACUUCCUCCCCGUCAGCGCUGUCCUUUACGGCACUGUCGACGUCAGCUGCCGUGUCUCGUGUUUGACUGUAUUUAAAUGAACAUGUACAUGUUUCGGAGCUUGGAGAUAAACAAAAUAUUAAAAAUGUUAUAUCGGUUUUGAUUUUCUUCUUCUUCCAGCUCCACAAUGUGGUUCCGAUGUAUAAUUUCUCAUGAAUAGAUCAAUAAAUACACAUGCUGUAUAGUU